Molecule: messenger RNA, 5109 nt
Organism: Alosa alosa (allis shad)
Lineage: Eukaryota; Metazoa; Chordata; Actinopteri; Clupeiformes; Clupeidae
Gene: ubash3ba
Product: ubiquitin associated and SH3 domain containing Ba
Exons: 14
Coding region: 623-2599 (658 amino acids)
Molecular function (GO): protein binding
Source: RefSeq, a predicted model, not a curated record
AACACAUGCAGUAGGAUUUUUGUGAACGUUUGUGCAGUGACACUGCUCGAUUCAUGGACAUCAAUUGAAUUUCAGAGUCCAAGCGGCUCCUUUAAAAUGGGUGGGCGUUACUUUAUUCAUGCGGCUCACUGACAGGCUAAUGCCCCACUCACUCAAGAUCCAUUCAUAAAUAAGUCAUUACAAAAAGGAAGUGAAGCCACCGGAGAUUAUUAAUUUCAGUCUAGAUAUGUGUUGCAACCCUCCCUUUUAAUUCUAAGAGGAAUAAAUUAUAAAAUUAUUUCCACCGCUGUCAGCAAGAUGGGUUUCAGCUAUACAGAGAACGCGCAGAAGUGACUUCCGACUGGUGACCCUCUUCUAACAGCGAUGAGUUUAUGCGCGUUCUACCAGGAAGCUCAACGCAUACUGUGUUGAGAACAUUCAACCACAGCUGAUACGCACUCCCCCAUCCUCCAUCUAAGGGGGCCGAAAGGGAUGUUGUAAAAUAGUUGAGAUUAGUAUUUUCAUUUUCACCAAUUCCAUUCUUAUUGUUCAAUGUCUGCCGCAUCUAUCUCUUUCGGUCUCGCCUGAAGUAAGAAGCCUAGAUCCGUGGUGUAGGCUAGAUCACCAAAUGGAACGGUGAACUAUGGCAGCUAAAGACGAUCUUUAUGCCAAAGUCACCCCUCGAAGACAGCGUCAGACCAGACCAGGCACUGUCAAACAUGGGUCCAGUCUGGACGUGCUGCUAUCCAUGGGCUUUCCCAAAACCAGGGCGCUGAAAGCAUUGGUUUCAACUGGGGGCAGAAAUGUACAAGCUGCCUGUGACUGGCUCUUUUCUCAUGUGGACGACCCCUUCCUGGACGACCCUCUGCCCAGGGAGUACGUGCUGUACCUGCGGCCCAGCGGGCCCCUGCUCCACCAGCUCGCCCACUUCUGGCAGCAGAGCCGCGUCACGUGCGGCAAGAACAAGGCCCACAACAUCUUCCCUCACAUCACGCUCUGCCAGUUCUUCAUGUGUGCGGACGCCAAGGUGGAGGCGCUGUGCGAGGCGCUGCAGACCACGGUGGGCCAGUGGAAGGGCCGCUUCCCCAACCCACUGCCCCUGGAGCUCUACACCUCCUCCAACUUCAUCGGCCUCUUCGUGGACGAGCAGGUGGCCGAGGUGCUUAAGACCUUUGCCUUGGACUUUGCCAACGAGGCGGCGGCAAAAGCAGGUGGGCAGCAGGAACUGCAUGUGGGAGAUACAGACUUCAAUGACGCCCACGUGGAGCCACAUAAGAAGCAGCUUCAUGUUACUCUUGCAUACCACUUCCAGACCAAUCACUUGUCUUCGUUAGAAAAGUUGGCCAAGGGCAUCGACGUAACGCAGGGCUGCGAUUGGCUAGCCGUGCUCUUCUCCAGGGACAUCCGGUUUGCCAAUCAUGAGACUCUGCGGGUGAUGUACCCGUACGCGCCGCAGAAUGAGGACGAGCUGGAGCUGGUGCCGGGGGACUUCAUCUUCAUGUCGCCCGUGGAGCAGGGCAGUGCAAGCGAGGGCUGGGUCUAUGGGACUUCGCUGGGCACGGGGCUGUCUGGCCUGUUGCCUGAAAACUAUGUCAGUCGGGCAGAUGAGUGUGACACCUGGAUCUUCCAUGGGUCCCAUUCUUUCCUCAACAGUACCUCCCCCACCAGCAUGGGGGGUGCUUUAGGCGGUCUGCUUCUAGAUGGUCAGCUGGACGGCCGCCUUCUGGACGACCCGAGUCCUAUAGACCCCACUGGUCUGUUUUGUCAACCUAUGCAGAUGCUUCGGCCAAUCAGCAACAGCCAGUCUCGGCUGCCCAAGAGGACCCUGUUUGUGUGUCGCCACGGCGAGAGAAUGGACGUGGUGUUUGGGAAACACUGGAUCUCCCAGUGCUUUGAUGCCAAAGGUCGAUAUGUACGGUCCAAUCUUAACAUGCCGGCUAGUCUUCCAGCGAGAACUGGUGGCUACAGGGACUACGAUAAGGACUGCUCUAUCACUGUGUUUGGGUCGACACAGGCUCGCCUCAUAGGUGAGGCUCUGCUGGAGAGUCAGACAGGCAUAGACUUUGUGUACUGCUCCCCCUCACUGCGUUGUGUGCAAACAGCCCAUCACAUCCUGCGAGGUCUCCAGCAGGAUGGGAAGACUAAGAUUCGUGUGGAGCCGGGGCUGUUUGAGUGGACUAAGUGGGUCUCGGGUACCUCCCUGCCUUCCUGGAUACCCCCUGCUGACCUGGCAGCUGCCAGCCUGUGUGUGGAUACAACGUAUAGACCUCAUAUACCCAUUAGCAAACUUGGUGUGUCCGAGUCCUACGACACGUACAUCAGCCGGAGCUUCCAGGUGACUCGGGAGAUCCUCAGCGAUUGCAAAAACCUCGGAAACACAGUGCUGAUAGUGGCCCACGCUUCCUCCCUGGAGGCCUGCACGCGGCAGAUGCAGGGCCUCAGCCCCCAGAAUUCCAAGGACUUUGUGCAAGUGGUCCGAAAGAUUCCCUACCUGGGCUUCUGCGCGUGCGAGGAGAUCGGCGAGAUGGGCGUGUGGCAGCUGGUGGACCCGCCCAUCCUGCCUCUCACCCACGGGCCCAAUCACACCUUCAACUGGCGCGAGACUUUGCUGCAGGACUGAACAAGCCCGUUUGGCCUCACACCCCCACCCGCCCCCACCGCGCGCGUCCGUAACCCCCUUUGCCGCUGUCCCUUCCGUUCGUCCAUCCCUUGUGCGUCCUCAGGGCCCCUCGCGGGCAGCUCACGAGACGCCGCACGGCGCCGCAGAAAGCGCUCAGCCUCUUCUUUGUCCGCCUGGCCUGCACCGCCUAUGGCACCAAAUGAUUGGACCAACAAACAAAAACAAAACAAUAACAGCAACAAACAAAAACAAAAACACGUCUAGGCUUCCAUAGCACUCUUGUCAAUGGGCAGCUGCAGUAUAUUAUGCCCAUUCUAUAUGUGUAUGUAAAUGUAUGUACUGUAUAUUGGCAGCAUUGAUACUUGUACCCAUAAUGUGAUUUCACUUGUCCCUGGUGACGACAUGUUUACUGGUCAAUAGCCAUAGGUGGGAGAAGGUGAAGGGGAGAGCUGAGGGGGGAUGCUGCAGAAUGCUUGGACUCCACUGCCCACAUACGCUUUUAACUGCCCCUUCUGUUCUCUCUCCCCCGGGGCACUGAUGAGGAGAUUGGUGCAAGUGUUGGGCUGCCUGCGCCCCAGGAUCAUGGCGUGUGAGGGUGACAAACUCAGGUUUCUGUCAUGUGGAGAGUUAGCUGUGAGGGCUGAUUGACCCAGAGUCGCUGUGAAAGAUUUUGGGGCUGGACAAGAUGACCACCCCCCCUAAAGCGCAGUGGCAUGAGCUUUUUGGCUUCCACUGAACUGCACCAGUCCACCAUGUGCCAGGCUGCACGGAGAGGACUCGGCUGGUCUUCUCUGUAAACACACUGUGAGGAAAGGAGACACACACACACACACACACAUGCACUCAUAUGACCUGCCACGCGUCUCACACUCCACGUGUCUCCAUUGCACCUGCACAAAACCUUCCAGAACAAAGCACAAAAGGAGGAAGACCCCAGACAAUCAAGAUAGUACAGGACUGGUGGGUAACAAGGCUGGAAUUAACUUGUGCUUUCAACCAGUUGGCACUUUACUUGAAGGUUUUUAUUUUUAAAGGAUUUUUUUUGUUGAUUCAGAAAAUAUACUAUAUUAUAUUAUAUUAUAUUAUAUUAUAUUAUAUUAUAUUAUAUUAUAAAAGUCCUUUAUAAUCAAUACCUUUAAGUUUUGUGCUCUCCUCCUCACCUGUUUUGUGGAGGGAAUUUCUUCCGGUAUGGUGUUGAAGUAAGCCUUACUUUUGGAUCAUUGUAAAUGAGUGUAUUACUAUCCUACGUCAAUUUCACAAACUAUUUAGUUGAAGUACCUUACUAAUUAGCUGGGAGCCAACUCUUUAAUGUAGUUGAAAUAAUAUUUAACUCAAUUUAUUUAUAUAUUCAUACCGUACUAGCUAAAAUUAUUUACAGGUGCUUAGGACAAAGUACUAUUCUGGGGUAUGUUUUGCUGUCGAAACAGAACAGAAGCUGUAGCAAAGUAUAAUGCAGUUAUUCCUCACUCAAGCAGUUAUACAUAUCAAACGUGCUGAGUACUUUCAGUCUUUCCAUGUAUGUUCUCAAUGUAGCCAUUUUAUCAGUUGACCUGAACUAACUGUAGUGUUAUAAUGCAAAUGAAUAGGAGGGUCAUACUCAUUUUGUUUAUCUUCUUUCUUGUACACCUCUUUUUACUGAGGUGGUUUUCUCCAGAAGAUUUCACAAGCCUUCCUUUGUAAAUCCACUCGCAUGCGCAGUGGAACCUCAGUGACUUUGUGCUGUCCUUCAGAAACGGGCUUGUUCUCAUAACAGCUAGUCAAAAACGUGAACCAAACCGAAUGCCGGCAGAAGCGCCCACCCGGAAAUGCUUCCUGUGCAAGCACUGGAACAAGACGUUGUCACUGCUUACACUCAAUAUCACUUGAUGCGUGUCUGUGUGAUUUGCCAUAUCAGAAGUGUUGCUUUCAAUCAAGCCAGAUGCUGCCUGGUCUUGUGUAUUGUGUCCGUUGUCAUUGUGCCAUUUUUUUGCUGUCUUCUUGCCAUAUUGCUUUGUUUUUCAGAGUUACAUCCGAGGUAUCUGGCACUUCCAGACUGACUGCUAAUAAUAAGCAGUACAGUACUUUACCAGGUGUUUGGUUAGGGGCUAACCAUGCCAAAUAGUGAUUGGUUGUCUAUAUAAAUGGUGCUUGUCUGUCUAAAAUAACCACCAACCUUGCUUUAGUGUGCACUUUGUCAACUGAGAGUUAACAAGGUCCAAGUGUACUUUUUAGAAAAACAUAAUUGAACACAAUCUAUGAAAAUUAUUGUUAGAAUUUAUUUUUGCAUUAUUUUUUAUAAAUAAUAUAUUAUUAUUUCACACCAAAUCAUAUUAUUUUAUAUUAUUUGGUGAGGGAACAAAAAAAAUCAAAUUUGUGUACAUGGCAGACCUUGUUAAUUCUCAAUCGACACCUUGUUAACGCAGUGUGUCCAAUAGGGGAGAACUGGUGUGCCAUUUGGUUAAGGGCUUCUGUGAGAUGAAGUGAAUGACAGGCAUGUGUAUUUUACCCCACCCCCACCCCAACUCUUCCCG